CAGCAGCUCUUAUGUGGAGACAUAAGAACAUGUUCAUUUUAAACAUACUCCAUACGCUCAAUUUGUGGAAUGCAUUAAAGCGAUUGAUUGCCAAUAAAAUGUGUUAUGUGUCGAGCUGGCGGUGGGGUUUGUAGGUAGCCUGGCAGACUAAGCCCAGGGAAAAGAAAUACAAAUCGUGCACAAUUUACCGGACGUGUGUUUUUUUUUUUUCUUUUCUCUUGCCGGGCGGUUCGCUUACUAUAGCAACCGUGAAGUGGAUUCAGCAACAAGGAGGUAGUUUGGACGUUGCCGAAUGGUUAGUCUCUUGUUUAACGUUAUAUAUUUCAGUCUUAAAAAGUUAAUGCAGCCUAAGCUUACAUAUAUAGGUAUAGAGGACGACAAGGGAACUCAACAUCUGUGGCAGACUGAAAACUGGCUUCUUUUGAAAAAUCUGUCUGGGAAAAUGAAUGUUGGUGGUGGAGCUAACGAUGUGCAGGCGGAGCUGGACUCGGUGGAGGCUGAGCUGGAGUUGGUGGAGCUGGAGCUCACAGAGCUCCUGGAGAAGCAGUCCAAGCUGACUUCUCGGAAGAAUGAACUGUUGCAGCAGCUAGAGGAGGCCUGCGAUGCUGCGCAGCCUUCAUCUUCUUCGUCCUCGUCAUCUUCAAAGUCAUCUGGAGGUGAACCACGGAUGAGCAAGCAGGAAAUGCAGCACUAUGAUGGCACAGAUUUCCCAUGGUCUAAAGAAGUGGAGCAGCACCUGAAAGACUCGUUCCAUCUCUCCAAGUUCAGACCACUGCAGCUGAGAGCUGUCAACCUAACUCUAACAGGCAAAGAUCUGUUCCUGGUGAUGCCUACAGGGAGAGGAAAAAGUCUCUGCUACCAGCUGCCGGCUGUCUGCUCCAAGGGUUUCACGCUGGUUGUCACUCCCCUGGUGUCCCUGAUGGAAGACCAAAUCAUGUACCUGAAGUCCAUCAGCGUGUCAGCAGUCAUGCUAAAUGCAUCCAGUAGCAAGGAGCAUGCCAAGACAGUCAUGGCUGGAAUGACGGAUCCAAAGGCCCCUUUCAAGCUGGUGUAUGUGACUCCAGAGAAGAUUGCUAAAAGCAAGCUGCUUAUGUCUCGUCUGGAGAAAGCUUACAACACAAAUUUGCUGAGUCGUAUCGCUGUGGAUGAGGUGCACUGCUGCAGUCAGUGGGGACAUGACUUCAGACCAGAUUAUAAACUUCUAGGCAUCCUGAAGAGACAGUUCCCCAAGGUCCCCCUGCUGGGCCUCACAGCCACGGCAACCAGCAGUGUCCUAAAGGACUGUGAGAAGAUCCUGUGUGUGCAACAGCCAAUCACACUUACUGCCUCCUUCAAUCGGACCAACCUCUACUACGAGGUUCGUAUUAAACCUUGUGACAAUGAGGCCGCAAUAAGUGACAUUACCUCUCUAAUCAAGAGCAGGUACAAGGACCAGUCAGGGAUCGUGUAUGUGUUCUCCCAGAAGGAUGCAGAGUUGGUGUCAUCUGAACUGCAAAAGAGAGACAUUCUGGCAUAUCCUUACCACGCUAACAUGGACCCUGAAGACAAGUCCCGGGUUCACCGCAAAUGGACCUCUAACAAAAUCCAGGUGGUGGUAGCCACAGUGGCGUUUGGCAUGGGAAUCGACAAGCCUGACGUCAGGUUCGUCAUCCACCACACCAUCAGCAAGUCCAUCGAGAACUACUAUCAAGAGAGUGGACGUGCAGGUCGAGAUGACAAGCAAGCAGAUUGCAUUGUCUACUUUGGCUUUGCUGACAUCUUCAGGAUAAGCACCAUGGUGGUGAUGGAGAAUGUUGGACAACAGAAAUUGCUCCAGAUGGUUGACUACUGCCAAAAUGUUGACAGGUGUCGGCGCUCUCUCAUGGCUGUUCACUUUGAUGAGGUGUGGGACGAUGAAGGAUGCAGCCAGAUGUGUGAUACUUGUCGCAAUGCAAAAGACUACACCACUGUGGACAUUACCCAGCAUGCCAGGGAGGUGGUGCAGAUUAUGGAGGUGGCAGCAUCCAUGGAUGAGAAACUUACUCCACUAAAACUGGUGGAGGCCUGGAUGGGCAAAGGCCCAGCCAAGCGGAGGAAGAUGAUCCAGACCACUACAUUGUCUCGGCUGCAGGCUGAAGCUGUGAUUGUCCGCCUGCUGCUGCAGGGAUAUCUCAGGGAGGAUUUCAGCUUUACUCCAUACACCACCUACUUCUAUAUGAAGCUGGGGCGCAAGGCCCCUCUGCUGAAGAGCCAAACACAUACACUCAACAUGAAGAUGAGGACAGCAGGGGCCGCUGUGGACACUGUUGAAGUCAAUGGUGAAGAAGUCAAUAUAACAUUUUACCCCACUGGCAUGGAGAAUAGCUGCUCACCACAACCAAAACAGAAACUAUUGAAGCAACAGAGAAACCUGUCUAGGAAACAAGACUUGAAACCUUUUAGUCAGAUAGACAGACAGAUGGAGAGAGCAGAUAAACAGAUGGAAGACAAAUGCAAAGAGGAAGAAGAGAAGAGGACACCUAUUAUGUCCCAUCAUGUAGUUGAAGUUAAUGUUGAAAUUAAUAGAGUAUAUAACAUAGGUAGUGACAGUCAGGAAACACCAUCACAUCCAGUUAAACGUUGUUCCAAACGCAAAUCGACUUCCUCUCAGAGAGCGAGGAAAAAACCCCCGGGCAGUGUAACAGCUACAGCAGGCUGUGACACCUUCACAACGUCCGUGCCCAGCUCUCCAUCUCAGGUGUCCAUCAUCUCUGACACGGCAGCCGAGGAGCUCUGUGACCUCAGGAACUACUACAGCAAACAGCUGAAGAGAAUAAACUACAUUUCCCAUGAGUAUCUGGGACAGCCUGCAGAGCCAAGUGUCCUGGCAUGUAUCUGGGAGCCUCUGAAGAGCCUCCGUCUUCCCCGCAGGGUGACCAUCACCCAGACAGCACGUAGCUUAUGGACACGUGUCAGCGGCAGAAGAAAACUUGUCCACCGCUGAUGUUUAAUGUUCUGCUCUCUAUUGUAAAGAAGCCAAUAUGUGUAGGAUUUAGAAAUGUGACUUUGGAGUUACCUGGUGCUUACAACCAAAUCCCUAUACACAUCUGCGGGAAACACUGGGAUGAAUGAACUAAAAGCAUCAUAUUAUAGUAUUGUCGACUUUUCAACAAACACUAUUUUUAUGAUGCUGCAAGAGAAAAAUACGCAGCUCUACCCCAAAUCAGAGGAAAUUAACAAAACAGUGCAAGGUGGGGAAUACAAAUGUAAAGGAACUCAUUAUUAUGGGCAUGAUUUUAAUCUUUUUAAAAUCCCUCAAGGAAAAAUAUGUAACCUGACACUGUAACAUCCGUAGGAGGUGAUUAUUGAUUGUGUGCCCUGUACUGUAUGCUCAUGAUGGAACCACAUGUUCAUAUGUUAACCAACACAUCCAGGAUUUCCUUUAACAUACUAACAAACACUUCCGCCACUGUAAAUCUACCAGGCUUGCCACAGUAAUGUCACCUUUCUGGCACUGACAGUGACACUGGCUUUUUGAAUAAACCCGUAACCAACCGACCCCCAGGGAAGUUUAUGCUAACAGUGAUGUGUUGAAAGUGAAAAGUGAACAAUGCACACUGACCCAUGUAACUGCUUAAGUCAAUGACACAUCAGAUUAUCACGAUAAUUAUUAUAAAAACAAUAUGUUAUAAAGAACACACUGUUUCCUCAUACAUAAAAAGCACAGUGACAUCCACAUUUAUGAUUAAAAAAACCUGAAAGAAAACUCAAAUAGGGAUAUUUCAGAAAAUGUCUGGCAUUGUAUAUAUUUAAAUGCAUAUUUUGAACAGUGCAUAAACCCACUGGUCUCAUUGUUACAGACAAUGAAUGAAUAUUUGUGUUCAAACCAUGUUGUUAGUUUCUGUAGAUUUUCUGUGAAAAUAUGGGUUCCCUUAAUUUCUGAGUAUAGGUCCCUUGAAAUGAUGCUGAUAUAAAAAUGAUGAUAAAAAAAAAAUUCAUUUUAAA
Mugil cephalus (flathead mullet) is the source of this 3963-nucleotide messenger RNA. It is a transcript of the gene recql, whose product is annotated as RecQ helicase-like. Lineage: Eukaryota; Metazoa; Chordata; Actinopteri; Mugiliformes; Mugilidae. The transcript has 15 exons. Bases 293 to 2962 code for a protein of 889 amino acids. Gene Ontology annotation, molecular function: four-way junction helicase activity; 3'-5' DNA helicase activity; nucleic acid binding. The record is from RefSeq and is a predicted model, not a curated record. Gene Ontology annotation, biological process: double-strand break repair via homologous recombination. Gene Ontology annotation, cellular component: chromosome; cytoplasm.